Molecule: messenger RNA, 3252 nt
Organism: Talaromyces amestolkiae
Lineage: Eukaryota; Fungi; Ascomycota; Eurotiomycetes; Eurotiales; Trichocomaceae
Exons: 6
Coding region: 1-3252 (1083 amino acids)
Biological process (GO): biosynthetic process
Molecular function (GO): catalytic activity; pyridoxal phosphate binding
Source: RefSeq, a predicted model, not a curated record
AUGUUGCGCAAAAACCUAUUGACGCUUGCACUUCAUUCGGCACUGGCAAUGGCCCAGACGUUAUCAGGGACUGCCCAGGUCUAUCUGAAUGUGACCACUGGUCCAACAGAGUAUCUGGCUUCUGGCAUACUUCUCGGCCUUCCCUUGAAUGACACACAAAUCCCCGAUUCGCUACUGUCAGAGUUCGGAUUCAAUAAAAUUCGGACCGGUGGCUCGCAGCUCCCAGCUCCUUCGCGAGGAUGGACUCAAGGAGAGCUCGCGGGACGGUAUGAAUCGCUCAAAGCAGACUGGGACACCUUACAGCGCCAUGGAGGAGGAACUUUCCAAAUCAUGAUCCACGAUAUGUGGGGGACCGAUAGCUGGCCUAGCUUGGACGCAACCCCCAUGCCCGGUGACAAUGGAUCGUAUGUGGAUUUUGACAACUUUUUGGAUACCUUGUUUGCACUGCUUAUUGAAGAUGAUAUCAUCGAUAACGUAUACUGGGAUAUGUGGAAUGAGGUUGACAAUGUGGACUUUUUGAAUCGUGGACUCGAUAGAUGGCUUGAAUACUGGGGCCAUGCAACCCAUAAGAUCUGGAAUGAAUUUCCAAAUGCAAAGGUUACGGGCCCCUCUUACGGUCACCUACCCAACUUUGCUGGCGACACGAUAGAUUGGUUCACUGAAUGGGCUCAGUUCAUUCAGCAAAAUAAAUCGAUCCCCGACGCCAUGAGCCUACACUUUCUUUAUCCAAACGGCGAUCUGGAGCUAUCUAUCACAACCUGGCAAGACAUCUUAUCGGCUGCGGGCGUCGACUAUCAAGGCACGUGGAACGUACAGGAAUACGGAAAUCCCGAUCAACUUUAUCCGUCAGGAGCGGCUUGGAACAUUGCUCAGCUAGAGCGAAUGAAUGCCCCUGGACUUCGAGCAAACUGGAUGUCGGGCUUCCAGCUUCAUGACUAUGCAGCCAACCUUCUCAAUACAUGCGUCAACCCACUAUCCCUCGACGGUCUCUUUACGCUUUCAGCCGAGAGUAAAAAGGCAACUCUCAGUACAUCGACCCCAAUAAGCUAUGGCUCUGUCACUGGCCAGCCCCGACUGCGCGAACAGAUCAUUGAGUUUUAUCAAUCUCAGCUUCCUCCAGGGAAGAUCACAGAUCUGCAUGUAGCGAUUACUCAGGGUACAAUCUCCGCAAACUAUCUCGUUCUUGACACUUUCCUCCAUCCAGGUGACCACGUCAUUGUUCAGUAUCCUACUUACCAGCAGCUUUUUUCUGUUCCCCGUCGAGGAGGCGUUGACGUUUCAUUAUGGAAGUCUGAUCCUGAAAACAAUUGGGGUCUAGAUCCUGAAGAACUAAAACGGCUUGUGGUAAAAGGCAAGACGAAGAUGAUUGUCAUCAACAGCCCUAACAAUCCUACCGGGGUGUCAAUUCCAGCUGCUGUGUUACGUGAAAUCGUCGAAAUCGCGGCCGAGAACGAUCUUUUGAUUCUAGCUGACGAAAUUUUUCGUCCGCUGUGUCACGGACAAAAUCCCGAAACUGAGCUGCCACCAUCAAUCACUGCCUGGGCAGGGACUUACAAGAACAUCAUAUCAACCGGAUCACUUUCCAAGGGCUUCUCUCUACCUGGUCUACGAAUUGGAUGGGUUGUAUCCCCAAACCCACAGAUUAUUGACGAGAUAAAUCUUGCCAGAGACUACGUGACACUCUCCGUUUCUGGCAUUGAUCAAGAAAUCGCCUCUUUUGCCCUUUCACCUGAUAUCCGCGGAAAGAUUCUAUCCCGAUCAGCAGACAUAUGUGCCUCAAACCUUGCCCUGCUUACUGAGUUCGUGGAGGAAUGGAAGUCGAAAGGCAGAUUGAAUUGGGUUAAACCCGUUGUGGGAGCAUCGGCGUUCGUGCAGGUGUUUGAUUCUACGGGACAGCCGGUAGAUGACAAGGAGUAUUCCGAGAAUAUGAUUCAAGAAACGGGGUUGUUGAUCAUACCUGGUGGGUACACGUUUGGCAAUGGUGAGGAGAAUGUCCCGGAGGAGACCUGGACUCUUGAAGAUACACUUAAAUUCGCGGAAGCUCUCGCCCAGCGAGAUGCCAUUGAUUUCCGCGACAUACAAUUGAGCAAUAAUACGGCGCAGGGUCCUAUCGCCGUACCGCCGCUCCUUCACCAUCCCGCAGAUACAGCCUACGACUAUCCCUCACCGUUCUCCGCCGUCCGUCCGAAUAACAACCCCGCCAGAGGCCUUGGUAUCCGAGUGAAUAAGUCGCCUUCCGGUUUUCGUCUGUGGAAUCCGAUCAAUCACGUUCCACGGGUCACUGUUGGCACAACCCGCCGUGGACUAGCCUCCGAGGAGGCCAUUGGUUUCGCAGCACCGGAACGUGACGCAUAUCCUCUACUUUCAAUACCAGCACCUCACCCUCAGCGUGUCAGUGCGUCUCCGACUAGUCUCGCCGUUGAGCAUAGUAUCGGUGAGGCCGAAACUGGUCGCACAAGCAUCGCGCUGCCCAGCAGUCGUCGGCGUAGCCAGCAGUUCGAGCCAGAGGAAGUUCAAGAUAUGCCGACAGAAGAGAAUGCUACGAAUCGGAGUCACAUCCGACCGGAUGACGGUAUAGUGCAUCCUCCUCGUCAUGCACCGUCGAAUAACUCGUUACGGGCUUCGACGUUCGCUUCGUAUCCGUCCAAUGGAGGCAAUAAUACUACUAGCGCAGAACCGGACUCCGAAGAAAUAGCUUGGGGCCCUGCACAUCCAUGUUUUCCACACAUGAACCCGCAUGUCCCGUUACAAUCAGAGGAGUUCACAACAACUCGAAUCAUUCGCAUUCGUCGCGACUGGAUGGUCAAGGGCGAUCUUGCCCCGACGUUUUCGAACCUAUAUCCCGAGAUUUUAGACCCUAUACUACCCGAACAAGAAUUUCGUCGGAUAAUCGCCAAGGUCAAUGGCGAAUUAGUGAAAGCAUUUGACCCAUUUUCUCUGCGGAACUGGUUUGAUUCUGCGAUGGGCUUGAUGACUGGAUGGAUAUGGGAUGGGCUGGGUUUUGCCGGUAUCAAGACACAUCUACGCAAUGUAGAGGAUUGGCUGGAGAAAUGGAAUCGUGAAGUUGGAUCGAAAGACGGUGUGCGUAUUUGGAGUCUUCGACGGACAGCUUAUAUGACAUUGGAUAUUCAAAUACCCGAUCCGAAAGUUGGUCUUGUCAAUCCUGAAGAUUCCUCUAUACCUGGAACGAGACCGCAUACUGGAUUUGAUGCGGAGACUCCAACGGCGCCCGCUCCGUCUCAUCUGCGGUGA